Messenger RNA from Ooceraea biroi (clonal raider ant), 1172 nucleotides. RefSeq lists its product as uncharacterized. The record is from RefSeq and is a predicted model, not a curated record. NCBI's taxonomy places the organism in Eukaryota, Metazoa, Arthropoda, Insecta, Hymenoptera, Formicidae.
CCAUAAAUCCUCCUGCGGAGGCAAGAUCGAGGUCUAUACCGCGUCGGGCCGAUCGCCUUGGUAACCGGCCGUCAAAACACCAAGGCGCUAGUACGUCAACGGGCGUCAUCGCGAAGAGCUUGCUCCGUCACUAGCACUCCGGUGGAUCGUGGUGCGAUCGUCUUACCUUGCGGCAGCGAUCGCGAAGCCCGGUUGGCGCGGUUGGAGAACAUCGAUUCGCGACUGAGAUGACCGCCAGCGUGGAAUCCGUUCGGCGUCACUCGGAAUGUAGAAGCUGACGUCGACGAGAGUGCGAUUCCGUCGGGAACGGGCGUCUCCGGGUGAUUGAAGCAUGAACGCAGGGAAUCCCUGGACCGUUCGCCUCGCGCUCAUCAUCUUUGCCUUCUUCCAAAGAGGGUGGGCCAUCGACUGUUUCAAGUGUGUCUCGAUCGAUGGCGACAACAAACCGUGCGAUGACCCAUUUCACAACAAUGGGAGCCUUGCUUUCUUGGAGUCGCCCUGCUUGGGAGGCCGAAAAGGCCGGGAUGGCCUCUUUCCAGCGACAGCUUGCAUCAAGAUUGCCGGCGUAUACGAUGAGUCCGGCGUUUCCUUGAUGGUGAGAAGCUGCGCGUUAGACAGUGGAACUUUGACAACCGAUUCCGAGAUUAUCAGAAUGUCCCACUGCGGUGGUUUCUACUUUGACGACAAAUACGUGCGGGGGUGCGUGCAGUCGUGCAGCGAUGCGGACGCGUGCAAUGCGUCACCGAGGAAACUGGCGCCUCUGUUCGCGCUGAUAUUGCCGAUUCUCGCGGGACUCGCGUAAUUCCCGCUUUCUGCGACUCGUUACAACAAAGCAUAUGAAUGCGACUGAUAGUCCCUCGGAAAUAAAGUGAUCGGGGGCGAGCAAGUGGACCGUGCAGGAAAUUACGAUGUACCUUGCGACCACGGACGUUGUAGUGGAUAUUAAUGUACGACCACAAUUAACGGCGAUCUUUCAUUAAUCAUAAUAAUUCUUACGAUGCAUGGGAAGCAGACCACAUAGUGAAUACUGCCAGGUUUUACGAUUAAGCUUUAGUCAUUAUAUCGCAAGCAUAUAGUCCACGUCAUUUAUUCUGACUAUCAUUAGCGAUAUGUAUAACAUAAUAUUGAUCAUAUAAUAACAGCUUGAUAUCAAUAAAGCGUAUAUUGAAAUA